Anopheles gambiae (African malaria mosquito) is the source of this 1474-nucleotide messenger RNA. RefSeq names its product pupal cuticle protein 36. NCBI's taxonomy places the organism in Eukaryota, Metazoa, Arthropoda, Insecta, Diptera, Culicidae. Bases 758 to 1330 code for a protein of 190 amino acids. The record is from RefSeq and is a predicted model, not a curated record. The transcript is spliced from 4 exons.
ACACCGCAACACCGCUGGGCGAUAACCUUUGGAUCGGUCGGUUUGCAAUGACGAUCGUACCGUGAUCGGUAGAGCGAGCAGAUCUGAAAUCAAACAGGUUAACGAAUUUUAGCAAUUAGCACAUUGUAGAUCCAGUUCCUGUAUGGUCAAGAACGAACCAGCAGUCCUGCUGUCCCUUCCGAAUAAUCUUAUUAGAUGUCGUCCAAGUAAUACGAUCGUCAUGCGUUUCCAUCAUCUGUCAGCUCAGGGUGAGGGGAGGAAUCACCGUCCAAAGGUGCGACAAUCACAUAUAAAAGAUCUCUUGAUCCCUUCAUCGUGCUCGGGGGAAAUCCCAAUCAUAAAUCCCCACCCUCUAUGGCAAACGCUGUUUCCCGUUUUGCCAUUCCUCAUUAUCAGUUGAUCCCCUCCAGUGCUGAUCGCAGGCAAAGUAAACAAAACAAAACCGAACCAGAGUUUGAGAUCGCACUGUCGAUCAUGAUGCUGAUGACGAUGAUGAUGAUGGUGGUGGUGGGAAGUAUAGAUUUCGACCUCCCCGCCCAGCCGAAGAUCGCGACAAUGGCAAAACAAGAUCCGAAGGACAGGACGCAGCAUCUUCGUGGAUUCGUGCUGGUUUGAACUUGUCCGGGGGGGUUUCGAGUGUUCUGCUGCGAGUAGACCAAACCCAGACCCUGAUCGGGGAGCCUGUUCAGAGUGUUUUGAGCAACGCGUGUGACCGGUAGUGUUAACAAAUAAUCCACCCUGUGUGUGUGAGUGAACAAUGAACAGAUUCGUUGGAGUGAUCAUACUUUCGGCACUGGUGAUCGGUGCCUUAGGUCAGAACGAUGGCCGCGAUGCUGAGGUGAGAGAUCGCGCCGGCAAUGGGUACGAGGUCCUGGUCGAGUCUUCCCUGCACGUGCGAAAGGCAAACCCGGCCGUACGACGCAACGUGCGCAGCGUGCUAGAUCUGCUGGUGCCACCGGAAGCGGUGCUCGUGCGCCAAAAGCGCCAAUUCAAUGGGUUCGGUGCGUCCAGCUCGAAUGCUAAUGCUAACGCCUUCAACCAGUAUUACGGCCCGAACGGAUUUGGAGCGAGCGCGGCCAACGCGGGCGCACAGUCCUUCUACAACCAGGGACCGGGUGGUGGUUUCGGUGCAUCGGCAGCCAACUCCGCCUCUCAAGGCUUCUCGGCCGGUCCGGGCGGUUUCUCGGGCUCCGCUGGACAGUCCGGUAGCCAGAGCUACAAGCUUCCCGGCAACAAGGACGUGAACCUGUCGUACAGUGGUGGAUUUUCCGUCGCCAACGGCCAGCCCAGCGUAUCGCAGGGCAGCUCGAUCAGCUUCUCGAAGAAGUAGACUAGCAGCACACAACAGUGCUGAACGACGACAACAAAUACGGCAACACGAGACGAGCGGACAAUGACUCGGGAUAGAACUAAGUGCACGCGAGAGGAACCUUAAUGUCUCGGCAAUGGAAAUAAAGGUGUCUCUGCGUAACAA